UGCGACAAACAACGCGUAGGAAGAGUGCCAACACCGAAAACCUGUAUGCUGCGCAGCCACUAGAAGAGGGCGAACGUGAAACUGAAAAAUCAAUUAAAACAAGUGAAAAUGACGCACAAACCGCCUUAUACUCAUCGGCGCGUCGAUUGACACGUACUCAACUGGCUAUAAUGGAGAAAUCGGCUGCACUUAGCAGAAAUGCACCGGCAGUGGGACCGCGCAGUGGUGCAUCCAUAUCACCACCCAUACCGAAGCGCGCCAGCAAGCGCCGUAGCUCGCGGUCCACUGUGCAGGACAGCGAUGAUGUCGAAUCGAUUUCAUCACACCAAAGUAAUGUUUCAGGCACACCGAAGCGUCGUGUAACGCGAAGUUCGAUGAAGGAUAAGGAGGAAAAGGAUGAUGAUUUGGCGAGUAUUGCCAGCUCAUUGGGCAGUGAACGUAUACGUGCGCGGCGCUCCAAAGAGGCAAAAAGCUCGCCGAGUACUACUUUAAGUACCAUACAAGAAGAUGAAGCGGAAGAAGCGGGACGAAGGAAACGUUCUAAGCCAAUCAAAAAUCGGUAGUUUAAGCCCAACAGAGAGCCCAGUCCGUAAGGCCAACACUAAAUUUAUAAAAUAUACAUAGUUUUGUUGUUGCAGUGUGAAAUUGGUGGAAAAUGCCAAUAAACGAGAAACCUUAUCGUACUACCGAAGAAUAAACAUUUUUAUUUUAUUUUU
Messenger RNA from Rhagoletis zephyria (snowberry fruit fly), 716 nucleotides. RefSeq lists its product as uncharacterized. The record is from RefSeq and is a predicted model, not a curated record. NCBI's taxonomy places the organism in Eukaryota, Metazoa, Arthropoda, Insecta, Diptera, Tephritidae.